GGAGGGGAGGGGAGUUUAUUGAGGAGAGCAGAGUUGGGUCGCCUCCUGAGAGCUUCCACACAGCAGUCGCAGCAGACAGAGCAGAGCAACAUCCAAGGUACUUUUAGGGGAAGCAAUCAAUCAGUUUCUCUAUCAGUCUCUCUCUGUCUCUCUCAUUGCUCGAGCGACUGCCGAAGCCGAAGGAAUGGAACGUCAGUUACUGUGCUGUGAAGUGGAGACCAUCCGGAGAGCUUACCAAGACUCGAACCUGCUCAACGAUAGAGUUUUGCAGACCAUGCUAAAAGCCGAAGACAGUUAUCUCCCAGCAACGAACUACUUCAAAUGUGUACAGAAAGAGAUUGUACCUUGCAUGAGGAGAAUUGUUUCUACAUGGAUGCUGGAGGUGUGUGAGGAACAGAAAUGCGAAGAGGAGGUUUUUCCCCUCGCUAUGAAUUUUUUGGACAGAUAUUUGUCUGUUGAACCAACAAAGAAGACCCGACUACAAUUAUUGGGAGCUACCUGCAUGUUUCUGGCGUCUAAAAUGAAGGAGACCAUUCCUCUAACCGCAGAGAAGUUGUGCAUAUACACUGACAAUUCCAUCCGACCAAUCGAUUUGCUGCAAAUGGAACUACUAGUAUUGAACAAACUGAAAUGGGAUCUAGCCUCAGUGACUGCGCACGAUUUCAUAGACCAUUUUCUCUCCAAACUACCCAUCCAUCAGGACACCGAGCAAAUCCUGCGCAAGCAUGCCCAGACCUUUGUGGCCCUCUGUGCUACAGAUGUCAAAUUCAUUGCCAACCCUCCGUCAAUGAUCGCAGCGGGCAGUGUGGCGGCUGCUGUGCAGGGGCUGCAUCUGAAGAUGGACGAUGCAAUGUCAUCCCAGCAACUGACUUACUUCCUGUCCCAAGUCAUCAGAAGUGACCCGGACUGUCUACGGGCGUGUCAGGAACAGAUCGAGUCCUUAUUGGAGACCAGUCUCCGUCAGGCACAGCAACACGCUGUUUCCACGGACACCAAGAGCAUGGAUGAGGAGGUGGACCUCUCGUGCACGCCUACGGACGUGAGAGAUGUGAACAUCUGAGUGGGACAGUGUUGUCUGGUGCACUCCAAGGAGAGGCCAUAGCUGGAGGAGAGGGCUGCGGGGAGAGAAGAGGAUGCGCUGAUUGACACUGUCUCAGCAGCACCGCUCCCCGCUUACUGCACUCUCACCUACUUACAUACCUGUGCUCAUAGCACAGGGACUGGUCUGGCCUGGCCUGAACGUCUUGUCUGGCUCCCAACAUGUGUUGUAAGGGAUCAGCCAGGUCUUCCUACAUUGCUCUCUGUCCCUUCACUGGUUUAAGGCAGCAUCAAUUGGGCGUGGUUCCAAAACAAGCUUGAAUAAGAAGAAAAUGAGAUGUAGUGCUGUAUGUGCAACAUAGACAAACUAUAGAAUAAUGAACUAGGUCUUCUUUUUGUUCAACUACAGAUUGAGUACCAAACACCUGCAAUUUCUCACAUAAAAAGCUAGUUUGAAGUUGUUUGAUGACAUAGGCGUUUUAAAGUGUGUUAAUUAAACCCACUUCUAAAGGAGCAGAGGUUUUUGCUGUGCCUGGUUUGUUUGGUAUGUCCAUGCUUGCCUCAACGUUUAACCAACUUUGAGAUAUUGUUUAGAAAAUCGAGUCUUCUAACCUCCUGUUAUUUUUAAAUGGAGAAUGUAACCAUAUACAAUGUCAUUUUGUUUAGCAUACUUUUUUCAAUUAUCAUCAGAGGACUGUGGAUUACCUCUUGUCAUAUCUGCUGACACACUGCAUUCGGAAGACAGCAAGCCAGGCAGUACGGUACAGUUACUUCAGAAUGUCGUCAGGAAGAAGCCUACAUUCUAUUGUACUGAAUACUUGCAGCAUUGCAUUCUGCCACAGAAUGAUUAGCUAGCUGUCCUGUAUGCUCUCUCUAUGUAAGCUAACACAGUCCACUGUCUUUAUAGAAGUGUUACUCUGUGUCUUACUUUCUAAAAACAUUCCAUCAGAAACGCACUUUGGGUCAAUAACUCUUUACUGACUAUUUUUUGAGAAGAAUGGAAUGGUUUGGGAACAACGACAGACCUGCCUCAGGGAUGUCUAAAUGUGGUGUUAUGUGGGAAAGGCAGGACAUAGUAGGAUGUUUUGGGGAAGUCUAAUCUAUUUAUCCAGCUAUAGUACCUGGACCCAAGCUUUCUUAAUAGUAAAGACACAGUGAAAGAUGGCAGUGCCAUCCUCAAAAGAAGGCACCUUUCUAUCAGUUCUCCUCAUGAUAGUUGAUGACAGAUUUGAACUUUUCUAACUGCUUGAAUUGAAUCUGAAGCGUGUAAUUUAUAGUUACAUGAACAACAACUAUUUAUUGCACAAUAUUCUAUUUUCAAGGCCAGUGUGGAUCAUGAUGACAGAAGACUAUUGCAUGUCAAUAUGUCAAACCAUUCAAUACUUUGAAAGGCGAGGUGGAAGUCAACUGAAAAUAUUACUUUAAAAUCAUUGCAUUGGCUUAGUGUCCUGAAUGUUGAGGAAAAGCUCAAAUUAAAAAACUAAAAGUUUAAAAUUUUCCCCUGUCAUCAAAUAAACAUUUAAAAGGCUUCUAUAUCAUUUUGCACAAAUUCAAAUAUGUAUUUUUUGUAUUGUUAGAGAUCUGUGGAGGAUGAAUCUGGAAGACAUAACUGAAGUUGCUAAGGGGUUGCUAAGGGAGUGAUAGGGGGCCAUGAAGUACAGUAUGUGGGUAAACUGCAGAAUCAAUGCGUUUGAUUGUAUAAUGACAGAAAAAUAACGAGUGAACACUCCUUAAGAUGAGGCUGCUAUGGAGGAAUAUUCCCAGCUAAGUUUCACGACUAAAUGACAUUUUAAAAUAAAAUAAAAACAAUGCUUUCUUUUCUUAUCAAUUGUUUGCUGCUACUUUGUAGAUAUUUUUAUUAAAAUGUCAAUAUACUGCCAUGUAAUAAAAUACAUUUUCUCAUAGAAAAUGAUAUGAUAUUA
This is a messenger RNA of Oncorhynchus keta (chum salmon), 2960 nucleotides long. RefSeq names its product G1/S-specific cyclin-D1-like. Gene Ontology annotation, molecular function: cyclin-dependent protein serine/threonine kinase regulator activity. The record is from RefSeq and is a predicted model, not a curated record. The coding region runs from base 185 to 1060 and encodes 291 amino acids. Gene Ontology annotation, biological process: positive regulation of G1/S transition of mitotic cell cycle; mitotic cell cycle phase transition; regulation of cyclin-dependent protein serine/threonine kinase activity. Gene Ontology annotation, cellular component: cytoplasm; nucleus; cyclin-dependent protein kinase holoenzyme complex. The transcript has 5 exons. Lineage: Eukaryota; Metazoa; Chordata; Actinopteri; Salmoniformes; Salmonidae.